Molecule: messenger RNA, 1341 nt
Organism: Closterium sp. NIES-65
Lineage: Eukaryota; Viridiplantae; Streptophyta; Zygnematophyceae; Desmidiales; Closteriaceae
Source: the annotation of a GenBank genome assembly
AUGGUAGAGGCCAAUCCCGAGGCGUUUCUGCGAGCCUUUGACCACGUGGCGAAACGAGUAGAGGCCGCGCGCAAGAGACGCACGGUUACGGUUACCAGCAAGUACAACUCGCGGACGGACAUCCUCCGAUCGGCACUCUCGUUAGACAUCCCGUCGCUCUCCCCCUUCCCGUUCCCGCUCCCGUCCCUCCCUCACCUUCCAUUCUUCUCCUCCCCUUCUCCCAACUCCUCCUCCUCCUCCCCCUCCUCCUCCUCUCCCUCCUCUUCGACUUCCUCCUCCCCUCCUUCCUCCCGUCCCUCCUUCCCUCUCCGCAUCAGAGCAGUGGCGGAGGGUCGACCCUCCGCGCCCUUCACCCGCUUCUCCAUCGCCCCGGAAAUCGGCCCCUUACGCUUGAGAUGGGACCGGCCGCGCCUGGUCCCCUCCUUUGGAGCCACCCUGCAUUCGGGCAACAACUCCCUCGUGCAAAUCUUCCAUGACCUUCAGGUGCGUGCGUUGGCUGCUUACCAGGUGUUUUUAAGCAGAGGGGCGACCCUCUGCGCCCGUCACCCGCUCCAUCGCUUCUGCAUUCCGGGGACAACUCCCUCGUGCAAAUCUUUCCACGACCUUCAGAUCUUCCAUGACCUUCAGGAGCGCCCCAGCCAUCGCACUGCGCUCAUGGAGCGCCCCAGCCAUCGCACUGCGCUCAUGGUGGGGUGGUGGGCUCGAUCCAUGGCCUAUCGGGCACUCCUCUCCCUCAAGCUGCCCGCCUGCCAUGUGGACAUGCUGUGGGUUGACUUCCCCAGGGGCGAGUUCCUGAUGAACCGAGUCAACGGAGUCAAGGCCAGUCUCUUCCUGCCAUGCCACCCGCUGAGAGGAGUGCUGCAGGUGGAAGGGCGGACAGCAGACACGGCCACUGUGGGGUUUGCAUAUCAGCACCCCUUGGGAACGCGUGUGACGCCCUCAUAUUCUCUCGCCGAUCGGGGACUGUCAGUGGAGGUGCUUCAGCCAAUCGCAGUGCGCCAGCUGGGACCCGCUGUAAAGCCAGAAGCUCAAAUACGGUUCAAAACCACAAUGUCAGGCACGAGGCAAGGGUGGGAGAUGGAGACCACACGGUUUCUGGGAACAAACGAGAUAGUGGGGGGAGCAGCAGAGGCGUCUCAAGGCGGGCUGGCAGUCAGUGUGGGGUACAAGGCGGGGGUGGCACCUGUUGCCUUCUUUACUCUCUUCGGAGGGGGUCGCAGGAGGCGGAAAACAGCAGUGACAGGCAAGGGAGCUGGUUACCAGCUGAGGCUGGAAUUUCCGCCGUCCAAUCUCAGACGAGCAGUCAUCUCAUGGGAUGCCACCCAUGGAAUAGAUUUCUAG